CACACAGGAACAAAUCGACUGGGAAAAUUGAAUUCAAAUCCCUUCGAAUUUUCUCGAGAAAAAAAACACAAAAUUUUCUCGAGAAAACAAUCACUCGUCGCGGAAUCGAGUUACAUACAAUGAAACCAUGGUUAUGCUUGAUAAUUUUGUUGAUUUCAGUUGAAUCAAAAGCUUCUUUGGGAUCUCAAUCUCAGAGUUCAGAUGUGGCAUAUGCGACUCUGUUGUACGGAGAUGAAUUCUUGUUGGGCGUUCGAGUUCUGGGGAAAUCGAUUCGCGACACUGGAUCCAAACAGGACAUGGUGGUUUUGGUCUCAGAUGGUGUCUCUGAUUAUGCCAAUCACCUUCUCCAGGCUGAUGGGUGGAUAGUUGAGAAGAUUAGUUUACUGGCGAAUCCGAAUCAAGUGCGUCCAAAGAGAUUUUGGGGUGUUUAUACCAAGCUCAAAAUAUUUAACAUGACUAACUACAAGAAAGUUGUUUAUCUUGAUGCCGACACGAUUGUGGUUAAAAAUAUUGAAGAGCUUUUCAAGUGUGGAAAAUUCUGUGCUAAUUUAAAGCAUUCUGAGAGGUUAAAUUCGGGAGUCAUGGUGGUGCAGCCAUCUGCUGCUGUCUUUAGUGACAUGAUGAGCAAAGUGACAACUCUACCAUCUUAUACUGGAGGGGAUCAGGGAUUUCUCAAUUCGUAUUACUCUGGAUUUCCCAAUGCACAUGUCUUUGAGCCAAAUAUGACACCUGAAAUGUUGGAUAGUAGACCAGUUCCUGAAAUGGAGCGACUUUCCACACUUUAUAAUGCAGAUGUUGGUCUUUACAUGCUGGCUAACAAGUGGAUGGUAGAUGAGAAUGAACUCCGUGUGAUUCAUUAUACACUUGGUCCUCUUAAGCCUUGGGACUGGUGGACAUCUUGGCUUUUGAAACCUGUUGAUGUCUGGCAGAAUGUAAGGGAACAGCUGAAGGAAUCCCUUCCUGGAACUGCAGGCGGCCAAAACCCUAAAGAUGAUUUUCUUGUGAAGUUUCUUUUUCUGCUUCCAUUUUGUGCUUUGCUCUUCUGCUGUUAUCGUGCAUUUCUAAAGUAUUUUCUGCAGAAUCAAGGGAACUUUGGUUCCUGUUGUAGAAGCCCACUAUUUGAUCAUGUCAGACACCUUUAUUAUAGGAUGAAAUCAGGGCCCCCACUUGCAUAUACCAGCAUUUCCACUUCUACUAUCAAUUCCAUCCAUCAGCUCUUAAAUGGUAAUCACUGCAAGGUGCCAGCAUAUUUGGGUGGUAUUUCUGUCUGUGUCUGUUUUAUGGCUACAGUGGUUUCUCUUGGACUAGCUCUCUUGAUAGUACCUCGGCAAGUGACUCCAUGGACUGGUUUGCUUUUGAUGUAUGAAUGGACAUUCACAAUCUUCUUUAUAUUAUUUGGAGGUUACCUCAGUUUGAUUUAUCAUUGGGGAAAGAUCAUGGCUUCACGAGCAUCUUCCUCAUUGUCUCAGCCUGGAUCUUCUGAUGACGAUGCAGGAAAAGGCCAUCAGCGUCAGAUAUCAUCUUGUGAUGCUGCUGCAUGGUUCUAUGGAUUAGGAAUGGCCUUCUUGGCCAUUGUUGCUCCAUCUUUACCUUGCCUUUUCGGAAUUACUGCCUUGUUUUUACGGUUAGGUUUGAUGGUUGUUGGGGGCAUUAUAUUAACAUCUUUCAUGACAUACGCCUCUGAACAUCUUGCUAUCAGAUCGUUUCUGAAAGGCCUUGAAGAGAAGGACAUUGCCCGACAUGGGAGCUUCUGUUUCUGUUGUUGAUAGUAUUCUUGGAAGUGGUGCAAACUAUGGUGGAUUAUUGUUCUAUUUACCUUAUUGCGUUCAAACACGCUUCAUUUAUCCACAUAAGAAGUCGGAUAAGUUACCAUACGCAACCCUCAUCUUUGAGCCUGGACUAGAAAGAUUGGCAACGGAGUGUGUUUGAAAAACCAUUGCUUUCCCUUUAAUCCUAAUGAUAGAACUCUUCUCCUUUCACCUUUUAUGUAUGGGAAAACCAAACAUACUUUGUGCUGCAUUUCAGACACACAAGAAGCAUGACAUCAGGGCGAAGAAAACUGUAGGAGAAACCAUAGUAGUUUAGUCUUUGGUAACACUCAAUGAUAUUUGAUGCAUGUAACUGAUCUCAUCAACUUGGAGUUUGUUAUUGUUGUAUUCAACUAACAGGUAGCAUUGUUCUAGCUGCAAGUGUAAUGUUGAAAGUUUUCUCUAUCAAUAUAAGUUUCCACGAUUCUUGCCUGA
Molecule: messenger RNA, 2243 nt
Organism: Lotus japonicus
Lineage: Eukaryota; Viridiplantae; Streptophyta; Magnoliopsida; Fabales; Fabaceae
Product: inositol phosphorylceramide glucuronosyltransferase 1-like
Exons: 10
Coding region: 120-1766 (548 amino acids)
Molecular function (GO): glycosyltransferase activity
Source: RefSeq, a predicted model, not a curated record